This is a messenger RNA of Musca domestica (house fly), 8241 nucleotides long. It is a transcript of the gene Mid1, whose product is annotated as serine-rich adhesin for platelets. Gene Ontology annotation, biological process: calcium ion import across plasma membrane. The record is from RefSeq and is a predicted model, not a curated record. NCBI's taxonomy places the organism in Eukaryota, Metazoa, Arthropoda, Insecta, Diptera, Muscidae. Gene Ontology annotation, cellular component: plasma membrane. The transcript is spliced from 7 exons. Gene Ontology annotation, molecular function: stretch-activated, monoatomic cation-selective, calcium channel activity. Bases 1360 to 8241 code for a protein of 2293 amino acids.
UCGUAGAAAUUUGAAAAUCGAAGCAAAAAACGAAAAAAAAUAAUUGGUUGCAAAAAGAAACAAGAAAUGCCAAUAAUUUCAAAAUUUAACUACAAAUUCGAAAUCAGUUGCCUGAAAAAGAAGUGUAAUUCAAUUAAAUCACGACAAGAAAUAUUCAAACGAUCUUGUGAAUAGAACAAACAAAAGUUUUAAAUUUACAAAAGAAAAUGUACCUAUUCUCUUUUUCUCUUCAAGGUUAACAAAAAACAACAGCAACAACAAGAUAUCACAGAAAUUACAACAAUACCAAGCCAAAAAAAUGAAGAAAUACAAAUUGAUUUGUUAAUAAAACUAAACGUAUAACAAAAAAUAUUAGCGAAUAACAAUAAAAGUUUUGAAACAAGUUAUGGUCAAAAGCCCAAAUCGAAAUCGGAAAACCAACCACCUAUAAAUACAUUAAAAUAAAAAAUAUAUAUUAUACAUAUGUAUGGAAUCUAGCGCCUUUGAGUUAAAUAAUGUUAUGGUUUUACCCAGUUCGUUAUCGUUAAACAUUUUCGUAAUUGUCGGGUUCGUUGUCAAACGUUGUCGUGUUCGAAGAAAGUAAAACAACCAGCGAAAAACGUAUUCAAAUUUUGGCCUGAUUUGUGUCUAUUCGGUCCAAAAUUCCUUGGUGUCUAUGUUCAACAUUUGUUUUUUUGUUCUUUCGGUUUUAGAAACACCAACCUGCCACCGCAGCAGCCACGACCUCAACUGCACCAGUGUCUAUCCCGCCAUCCAUCAUUAUCAUUAAUUUGGAAUUUUAACACUGUGUUUUUGCUUUUGCCAUAAAAAAAAAAAAAAACAAAACAAAAAAUAAUUCAAAUAUAUUACAAAAAAUUUCUAUUUGGCAUUUAAAAAAUUUCUGCAAUUUUGUUCGAAAUUUGGUUACGCAAAAGAUUCUUUUGAAACAAUAAUGUUAUAAAACUAAACCUACAACUAAAUCAUUGGAUUAUCACAAGCCUUUGGAUUAUAAAUGGAUUACAAACGAUAAUAUAGAAUUAUACGGACGCUACAACACUAUCGUAGAAAAAAUGCGCUUUCAUCCUACGAACAAACGGUAAUAAAGUAAAUUUGAACGAUAAAAUCGUAAAUCGUUAACGAUAUUUAUGUUACAAUAUCAUAACAACGUUGUUCUAGCUAAAAUCAACUCAAAGACUUGUCCGAAAAUUUCGGAGAGCCGAAUUCGUUGUGGGCGUUACAAAGUGCUGCAUCGUAGAACCUUUACAACCAAACAAAAUGAUGAUGGGGCCAUGAGCCCAUCAUUACCGACAUUGAGUUGGAGUCGCAAGCGCGUCUCAAGCGGGCCUGCACCAUGCUAGCACCGCCGAACCCGAGGUCAAUAUGCGGCCAGGACCCGGGCUGGUCGUGAUGGCGCUUGCGUUUAUUUCGGGGGCUCGGCGUGGCAGCACCAGCAGCAUCAGUUCAAAGACUACUCUAACAACGUCGUCACUACCACCAACACUACCACUACCAAGGUCAAGAACAACAGACACAACACCUCCACCACAACCACUACCAGCAACACUUCCACCGGCUACACAUCUACCACCAACAUCAGCGGCAGCGUCGUCGUCCUCAUUCAUUAUCGCAGCAGCAACACCACCACCACCGCCAACAACAACUACAUCCAACACCAUCUCUCCAACAUCAGCGUCAUUCAGCAUUUAUGAGCACAACGGAUUUCUACACUCUCCAUCACCAGAGGAAGAGGCCAUAGGGCAGGAUCACAACCACCCCGACCACCAUCAUUACAAGGAUUUAGGGCCACUCAACUUUUUUAGUGCAUUUUAUAGCAACGAUUUUCUACAGCGACCAGCAUCCCAUUUCUACUCUCCUAACUCCGCCUACAAUCCUGCAAACACAUUUGCCUAUACGUUCCCGCUGCCCUCGCACUUGUCGCACCAUUACGACGAUCCGCUACAACGUUCGUCCGUUCGUUCGUCUAAAGUUCUGCCAACGGUAAGGCAGUCGCGUUCGCGUGUGAUAUCGUCGAAAUUCAGACGGAGAAGAAAGAGAAGGGCCCGCAGUGCAAACGUUGACUAUAAGGGCAGUAGGUCGGCGUCGUCGGCGGCGACAACAGGGGACAUCGUAAACGAAUCAUCAUCCGACGACAACACCUCGCAAUCGAUAGCAGUGGAGAGCAGCAAGGGACGUAGUCGCAGUCACGGCCGAGACAGUGUUGUUGUACCAAGCGACCAAGCCACAGUUCGUGGUCUACCCGUACACUUUCCCUCACUCAGCGCCGAUUCAUCAAGGUCGUUUGACGAAGACGAUAUAUAUGCCUUAGUAGCCGAGGACGAUCUUCUGUCGGAAGAGUCCUUCGAUCGUUUGAUAAAACUCACGGACGACAAAAUUGGUGAUACUAACGAAGAAGAUUACAGCAGUGGUACGGAGACUGUAGUGUCAUCGUCGUCUUCCUCCUCCUCUUCGUCGUCAUCAUCAUCAUCCUCCUCAUCUUAUUCACCAUCUGCAUCCGUGUCAGUAUCUUCCUCUUCUUCCGCGUCAUCAUCAGCCGCAGCAGCAUCACCAUCAUCAUCAUCGACAAGUGGUAGUGGAAGUGGCGCCUCAGAAUUACAGGACACCAAUCAGCAAAAUGCCCUUGAGGAUUUUGAACGAUUGCAGCAAAAUGAAGUUCCCAUUUCACAAAAAUCCGAAAACGAUCCCAAUGCCCAAGGAUCGUCGAAAUCUAUCAACACAGAUCAGCGGCCAGAGCAAGAGCCAGAUUCAAUAUCAGAAGCAUCAGAGCAGGAACCUGAUAGCGAACUCCAGCAGCAAGAAAAUCAUGCUCGUGAAUCGAACGAACCAAAUGAUGAUCAAAUCGAAACGCUGUACAAUGCUCACUUAGUGGGUAACAACAACGAUAAAAUUGUAGCUGUCACCGAAGACGACGACGAAGACGGCGAGAGCGUCGCCGACGACGACAACAACGGCGUCCAACAUUUAACACCUGCCCAGCAGGAAACCAAAGCGACGACAGAUUUAGAAGACGACACCGAGGAACAUCGAUCGAUAUUGGAAAGUGAUUUUCCGUUAACACGCCUUAAUCCCUGGAUAUCAGCUUGUGAUCUGGCACAACCUGGCCCAUUAGCGGCACCAGACUUACAGGGUGAAUGCUCAGCUGGUACACUGCCUGUUGCAUGGGUCGAUGAAGGUCCCGGUCCGCCAAAGUGUCACAAAUCAUGUAAAAGUGAUAACGACAAAAAAGACGACGACGACGACGACGACGACGAAAGAGAAGAAGAAACGCCAUUAACAAAUAAGUUAAAUAAGAAUAAAAUGAGUAAUACAAAUAACACUAGUAAUAACAGCAGCAACAACAAACAUAAAAACAAAAAGGAUAAUAAAAUAAAUAUAAAACUAGUAGGCUAUACAUCAACAACAAACACCUUUAACAUUAAGCUAAGAAAUAGUCAGCCAACUAUUAGUCAUAGUUCCAAUAACGGAGACACAGACGGAGACGGCUAUAUUGGCGUAGGAGGUGACGUCAUCAGAGAUAGAGCCACAAAGGAUUCCAGUAAGCAGGGCAACAGAAAAUCCAAACAACAACAGCAACACAGUCAGAAGCUGUUUAAUCCUUUUAAUUAUUAUCAAAUUCACAAGAACUACAACAACAACUAUAGCAAAAUGACUAAAACGAGACGCAAUUCAAAUGAAAACCGGCCACAAAUAGCCAGGACGACGACAACAACAACAUCGAUGGCAGACAAGGCCAUAGCCGGAGCGGCAACAUUCGAUGCGGCAGCAGCAUCAGCAGCACUAGUAUCAAAAACAACAUCCGCCUCCUCUUCCUCUUUAGCCUCUUUGCCAGCAGCAGCAGCAGAAAGUUCAACGACUGUGGAGUUGGCCACAGGAAAAACAAAAGCACAAACAAGUGCAAAUAUGACAAAUGCCAAUGAAAAUACCACCAAUAUUUUAGAUGCAACAAUUACCCACACAGACACACACCAAUACAGCGAUGACAUCUAUGAGUUUAUGCAUAAAAUGCAACAAGAUGCUGCCGCACACAGUGACACCGAUGGUGUCGAGGAUAUUGUCGCCGAUGAUGAUGAUGAUGGCGAUGGCGAAGAUGACGAGGAGGAUACAGAUGAUGACAUCGACCAUAAUGUCCAUAAUGAUGCUGCCGUGGCCGAUAAUGCUGCCUUUGCAAUGCAGCUGCAGCAAUUCCAGCAGCAGCAACAGCAACACCACCACAACAAUCAACCAACCCCACAGAAUCAGGCCAACAAUAAUAUUGUCAAAAUGAAACUGACGGCGACGACAGCUGGCGCCAGCAGCCGUAGUGCCAGUCAACAAUUCCAAUUGAAAUAUAAUCGCCUGCAAUCGGAUCUUAAUGAAAACAAUAACAACAACAACAAUAAUAAUAAUGGCGGCAAUGGUGGUGUUGGUGGUGGCAACGCCAAUAACAAUAACAAAAGACAUCAUCACUCCUAUCAAUUGCAAAUACAGGACGUGCCAGAUUUCAGCAACAAAAACAACAACAACAACAAUCAUGACAGCAACAACAACAAUUAUGGUGCUGGCCAACAACAGCGUCUGGCAUAUGUCAACAGCAAUAGCUACGUCAGCAGCAGCAGUAGCAACAGCAUCAGUGAUGUGUUCCCAGCCACGGAACAAAAACAUCAACGACAACAACAACAACAGCCACAACAACAGUGCCUUGAUUAUUUGGGCGACAGUGCCGAAACAACGCCCACGCACUUAUGUACUCAUCUCACCUCACCCAGCCAAUUGUUGGCCCAGCUACGCCAUUUGCGUCUGCGAAACUGUUGCGAACGCAAUGUCUACAGUGCCCUGCACACCCUGGCGCUGAAUGUCACGCUCAGCGGCGGGGAAUCGUGCAUACACAUCCUGGAGGAUUUAAUCGAACUGGAUGCAUUGGCAUCGCGCAUCACAUGCGGCCUUUCCGAGAUACUUUUUCGCUUCGAUUGCCGUCAAGUCUAUUCGAUAAUACAUCAGUGUGAGGAUUGUAAGGAAGCCUAUCGUCGCUGGGUGUGCAGUACGUUGGUGCCAUAUUUUGCCGAACCCAACGAUGUUAUAAAACCACCAGAAAUCUAUGAAACCACAACGGACAGUGGUCAGUAUCCCCAUAAGCUGCAUCAACACGGACAACAAGCGGCUCAACAAAAUACGUAUCAAACGGCCGUUGAGAGCGAUGGAAGCAAUCAACGGGCAACGAUUGCAUUGAAUACUAAAAGUAGUGAUAAUAACAACAACGGCAACAACAAAUCACCCACCUCAUAUACCACCAGCAGUAGUAGCGGCAGCAGCAGUAACAGCAACAACAACCACAGCAACAAUACCAACAUGGCCUCAAACAUGACUACCUCUCAUUUAACGAUAACGACAGCGACAACAAAUACUACUACGACACACGCCAACAACAGCAAUAAUGGCAACAAUAAUACAAGAAUGUCCUCAACAAAGCUAACAAAAAGAGCAGCAACAACAUCGAAUUAUAUUACAGCAGCAACAACCACAACGGUAAAUAGCAAUAUUAACAAUUAUGAUGACAUUCAGGCCUAUUUGCAUUGGCAACAUAAAGAAAGAGAGCCAAUGCAACAUACAGCCAACAGCAACAACAACAAUAGGCAUCAUCAUGUUAAGCGAAGAAGCUCACAACAAGAGCCACAGCAACAGCAACACAUCAAUACCAAACAAUUUAAUGAUAAAUUGAACAGUAAUUACAUUCCGAACGAUAAUGCAUUACAUAAAAGACCAUCACCGCAAACAAUGGCAUCAGCAUCAGCAUCAACCAACAACAUCCCAAGGCCACCACCACUACCACCUCCAGCAUCUUCAUCAGAUUCUGAUUCUGAAUCCACAACUGUAUCAUCAGCAGCAAUGUCGAAUGCAUCUGCAGCGGUAGCGGCGAUAACAACAACGCCACCACCAGCAUUAACCAGAAAAACACAAGCAUUAACAUUUAACGAUGUCAUCUUCGUCAAUAAAACGACGACGACGACGACGACAUCAAUGAGGACGACCACAACAACUGGCCACUCCUUCGCGGCCAGAAGACGUAGUCCAAGUGAUGGUGACAGUUCGGGUGAUGGUGAUAAUACUGCCAGUGGCUUAAAUAGUUCGGUACAACAUUACAACAAUAAAUCAACGAAUAAAAGACGAAAACGUAAUGACGAUACAACAACAUCCGUUUAUAUUGGUGACAAUAAACCCAAUUUAGCGGAACACGCUAGAAAUGGCAAGGAAGAGCUGCAGGUUGAUGAUGAACAACAAAUGCUGAAGCAUCAUCAUCGACAAAAUCAGCAAACGAAUAAUAGUAAAAUAGUUGCCAAACAACCGCAAUUGCAACCCAAAAGGCAACCGCAGCAGCAGCAACAAAAACAAAAACAACAAUCCAUUAAUUUCAUAACGACUGCCAAUAGUGAGGAUUCUUUGUUUGAUAAGGAUCCGGUGAUAUCGAAAUUAUUGAAAAGAUCAAAACGUAAAGUGGAAUUCCGCAAAAGGCGAAGAAUACGACCCUGCCUUAGUGUUUGUCAGACGGUUGAACAAAAAUGUCCAUAUCUGUUGCCAGCAGAUCGGGCGCCAGCAAUGCAAACACAAUACGCCGGCGAACCAACAUUUUUAUGUCUAGAUUAUAAUAUUGCAGAAACGGAAGAACAAUUACGCAAGGCCAGUCAUGGGCCAAACGAAUGCUGUUACACCUACUGUCAGACGGCAGCCGAUGGCAUCUGUACCUAUUGCAAUGAGUUUCUGGAUGCAAAGGAUAUUGAAAUGGAAGCCGAAAGGAUUACCAAGGAGAAAGGGAAACGUCUCUACAAUAUAACGCUUAAGGCGAGAGAGGAAAAGGCACUGCGAGUGGAGGCCAAAAUACAACAGCAGUUGGCACCCGUGGCAACUGAGGAUGUUGCUGCCGGUGGUCACUUGAAAAUGUCCACGGUGGCCAUAGUGGUGCGUAACGACACCUUGGCCAUGAACGUUACCCGUCUGGCUGAACGUUUGCCUUACUACGCCUUUUGCGAUGGCGUCUAUUACUAUGAUGAGGAUGUGGAUGAUAUGCCGACAAUGGCCUAUUCCGAUAAUUGUCCGGCCCUGCCAACGGUACAAAGUCGCUGUCGCAUACCGUACUGGGCCACUAACUAUGAGACAUCCGGCGAAGACUGGGGUUCGUAUCGUAAACAUGGCGAAGCCCAAAAAUUAAUGGUGUGGUUGAGUUCGUUGCUAUGUCUGUGGUCCUGCUAUACGGCGCGGGCCUUGAGGCUGCAUCGAAAACAGGAGAAAAGACCAAAGCAAAAUCAGCAGCAGCAGCAGCAACCACAACAAAUUAAUAAUAACAGUACUGCCUUUGAGAGAGGAAUAAAGGAAAAUCGUUGUAGAAAUUGUGAAAAUCGGGAGAUUAUGUUGAUGAAUGUCAAUAAUUAUUUGACCAAAGAUGGGCGCCGAAAAUCACGUAGGGCAAGGGUAAAUGUUUGGUAUGAUAUCAGUGAAAAUCGUAUUUUGAUAAUUUGUAUAUUGAGCGGUGGAGGCGGAGGAGGCAAUGAGAUCGACGACCGGGGUGGCUUGCUCCCCAAAGCCAGGGGAAAUGAAGUAUCUCGCCUCAGAGGUCAAAAGGAAAAAUUAAUGAAUUUUCGGGAAUUGGUUCGGAGAAGACAACAAAUCGAUUUACUAUACAGUAAAAAUGCAUUAAUCUUAUUAAUACAUUAUACGAAUCGUUUGAAAUCGUUUAUGCAACAGGCCCAGCCACAUCGGAAACGAAAACUGACCCAUUUGCAGGGCGGGUGGUAUUGGUGGGUCCGGCAGCACGCCUGCCAAAGCCAAAUACCACGAAUGAUAAAACUUAAAAUGAAACUUAUGUAUAAGAGAUUGAUGAUGAGCCUAGCAGUUGGAAGGAGAAAGCUAAUACGGAUAGCAAAGAAGAAGAAGAAACAGAAGCAGCAGAAGAAGAUGACGGAGACGGAGAACAUGAAUUGUAGUAAUGUUAGUAUUAGUCACUCCGCUGCAGUCGUUGUGCUGCUGGGCAAUGGCAACAAACACGACAACAACAACGACUGCAUGUUGCCCCCACCACCAUAUCUGAGAGCAAAUAUUCAUCAUCAAAUUGCCAAAUUACCACCAAUAACAACAAUAGCAAAAGCAGCGGCCACAGCAUCCCUCAAUAUCAUUCGAAUUGUCAACGUCAUCAUGCCACCACAAACGCCACCAUAUUAUAGUGGUGGUGUCUAUUUAUAUCAGUGGCCCCAUUGUCAGGAUAUAAGAAAUUUUUAA